This is a messenger RNA of Exophiala mesophila, 893 nucleotides long. Its product is annotated as 60S ribosomal protein L12. The record is from RefSeq and is a predicted model, not a curated record. Gene Ontology annotation, cellular component: cytosolic large ribosomal subunit; ribosome. Bases 1 to 693 code for a protein of 230 amino acids. Gene Ontology annotation, molecular function: structural constituent of ribosome; large ribosomal subunit rRNA binding. Lineage: Eukaryota; Fungi; Ascomycota; Eurotiomycetes; Chaetothyriales; Herpotrichiellaceae. Gene Ontology annotation, biological process: translation. The transcript is spliced from 5 exons.
AUGCGCUUCCGCAUUAAAUGGCUCGCGGAAGUGCCGAUAUUCAACCGAAAGCAGCGCACACAAUGCUUGGCGAUGAAGUGCAAAUUAACCCCAAGCACUCUGCAGCACUUUUAUUGUAAUCUUUCUCCAGUGUUGAGAACAGGCUCAAAUAAGCACCUCAAGCCAGACAGACUACCUUCCGCACUCGCCAUGCCUCCCAAAUUCGAUCCCAAUGAGGUGAAGAUCAUCCAUCUCCGAGCUACCGGAGGUGAAGUCGGAUCCUCAGCCACGCUUGCUCCCAAGAUCGGUCCCCUUGGUCUGUCGCCCAAGAAGGUCGGUGAAGAUAUUGCCAAAGCAACUGGUGACUGGAAAGGUCUCCGUGUGACAAUCAAGCUCACUAUCCAAAACCGACAAGCUGCCGUGUCAGUUGUGCCUUCCGCCUCAUCGCUGGUCAUCCGAGCUCUCAAGGAGCCUCCCCGAGACCGCAAGAAGGAGAAGAACAUCAAGCACUCCAAGUCCAUCCCUCUGGAUGAGAUCAUCGACAUUGCUCGCACCAUGCGUGGCGCCAACAAGUCGCUCUCCCGUGAGCUGAAGGGCACCGUGCUCGAGAUUCUCGGCACUGCCUUCAGUGUCGGCUGCCAGGUUGACGGCCGGUCGCCAAAGGACAUCUCUGAUGAGGUCAAGGAUGGAAGCAUCGACAUUCCCGAAGAGUAAAUCUGCCUCCCACCUUCGUCAACUUGUGCGAUCAAGCAAGGAGCACUUGUAGGGCCGGAGAAGUUAAAACAGGUCAAAAAAUGGACUUGGUGGUGAUGAUACCCAUGAUGGUUUACAUGACACGACAACCGGUAAAUCAGACAUUUCAUAAGAGCAUAAUCCUCAAUGAUGACGACCAUGCCUUUUGACAAGACCCAAUA